Messenger RNA from Schistosoma guineensis, 2282 nucleotides. NCBI's taxonomy places the organism in Eukaryota, Metazoa, Platyhelminthes, Trematoda, Strigeidida, Schistosomatidae. The record is from the annotation of a GenBank genome assembly.
AUGACCAAGCGCCAUCAGCUAGAGAUUAAAAUCAAUUACAUUGCUAAUCUUCACGCGCUUGGAUCUAAUUAUGCGCUCCAAUGUAGUGUGUGUGAGGUUAUCGGUUCUCUAGUGAUGUCGACCUAUGUAGACAUCUCUACUGUGUUCAAUUUCGACCACAGAGGUCAAUAUGUUGAAAUUUCCCCCGAUAGAACGAAAGCUCGUCGUCAAAUAGGUUUUUGUGACGGGGUAGUUAUUUCUCAAAGCUUCAUCCGACCAGGCGAAGUGGUAGCUGUCGAAAUUACAGAAACACAGCGAGGUUGGACUGGGGAUUUGAGAGUCGGAUUCACUUUACUACCGGAUAACUUGCUCUUGCCUCUUCCCAGGUUUGCCCUACCUGCUUUGGUUUCUCCAGGUAGGAGUUGGAUUGUACCGGUUGGAACUGCUGUGGCCCUUCUCUUGUCGCAUCAUCAUCAAACUUACUGGAAACGACAGCAAUUAAAAUCUGGUCGUCAUUUGAGUAAAACCAAUAACAAUCUACCCACGUCGUUUGAUUCUGUCAAUAUGUUUUGCGAAAGACAAGUAGAUGUGCCCAGUAUGAACUCAAUCAGUGGUUUUAUCAAUAAUCCAAAUGUUCUGGUAACUAAUUCUCAUAUGGAUAAACAACCUACACAUCUACAAGUUACUCCUCCCUUCUUUUGUGUCUGUUGUCUCCAUACAAAGCGUGGUCGAGUACCACUGAGCCAACUAGUACCAAAUGAGCUAGAACUUGCGCGACCUCCUGAUGUCGAAAAAGGUAGUGUUAUAGCCAUCUACUAUGAACUGGAGCCACUACCUACAGAUGAUUCAUAUGAACAAUGUACAAGUCUUCCGAUAGAUGGAACUAUGAACAUACUUAAUGAUAUUAGCAAUAUUCCGUCUAUAAUACCAGAUGAGAAUUUACAGAACCUUUUGAGGUAUACUUUAAACUCUACCGAAAGUGAAGAGGAUUCAGAUACGGAAAAACUGCUUUUUCUUUUUCGGUUUCAUAUUGUUAUUAAUGGCAUCGACAUGAUUGCAAUAGCAGAAACAGUGGCUAUUUCACCAUCUGAUUUUGAAAAGAAUCUAAUCAGUGUGGACUCCUCAUUUUCACCUGUCAAUGGAGAUGCAAGCAGUAUCAAUUAUAGUGUGACUAACAGUACUAGUGAAACUCCUGAAUCAUUGCCAACUUCUGAUCUUCAUUCUUCCGAUAGUAUCCCUUCUUCCACACCGCGUAUGCGGGCUGUUUUUGAUGUUUAUGGCCAAACUAAAGCAAUUCAAUUGCGGUCGUUACAACAGUAGAAUAAAAAGGUGAAACAUAGCUAUACAAUCUGUGAUUUUUUAAAAAUAGACUUUGUACAUUUUACUUCAGUAUUAUAGUAUAAAUUAUUUCAGAAAUUUGAUCCCAGGUAUAGAAGUUAAGAAAGGUGAGUUUAAAAUUUUCUGUUAUUUUUAGUCAUCAAUAAUUGUAGGUUGCUAAGCCCGUAAAUAAGUGUAUCAGACAAUAAAUAUCAGGUGUAACAGUUAUAUUUCCUGUAUUAGUUGUCUAUUUUCCAGUCUACGAAGUACUUGCAAGAAACCAAUUCUAAAAUUAAUCACUAUUGGUAACUUCAUUCUUCGUAAACUCACCUCUAUUUCAGACUACGAUUGUGUCACAGGCUAUAAGUCGUUACACUUUCACUUUAUAUUUUUCCAUAGGAAGGAUUUUUAGUAUUAAGAAAAGUCUUCAGAUUCUACAUAGAGAGAGUGGCGUCGUAAUGUUUGAUGCUUCCGAGUUACCUACCAUAUCUUCGUCAUAUACUGUUGGAAGGGAUGGUAUGUCAUAAGUUGAAUUAACAGUAUUAUAUGGGAAACUAGGUCUUCUAAUCUUCAUUUAAUGUAAACUCUAUUUUAUAUGGGAGUCAUGAACUGAAUUCUUAUGUUUUCAGGUUUUAAAAUUCAUGUUUGGUCUAUUGCUUGAUAUGAAUGCCCAUAUUUCAAGUUGCGAAACGUACCGUUGAAUAUUCAAUGUCGAACUAGGUCUUCUUAAUAAUCAUAUCUUAUACACUUAUAUUUUAACGAAACGAUGUGGAGUAAUGUUGAUGGAUCCCAUUUAAGAGUUUCUCACACGUACAAUCUGUUAGUCGCGACGUAGAACUCGGUACGUAUGUACGUCGGCUCAAAUCGCCAUACUCCAUUAGCACAGAGAGAUGAAAUUGUCAGGCCGAAUUCCAGUAUAGUGGAGGUAGUAAACGUAUCAGUGGUAAUAAAAAAGAUUAGGCAUCAAAUAUACAAUUCAAGAAAAU